AGGGAAUCUCCAGCGACCCGAGCAGCGGCCCGUGGACCAUGAGCGCGGAAUCGAGGUGGACGGCGGCCCCGGUCCAGACUCCCAAGACGGAGGGCCGGAUCCGGGAGGGCCAACCCGGCCGGGACGAGGACGGCGAGCUUCCCGCCCGGCGCUUCCGCCGGUUCCGCUACCGGGAGGCUCCCGGCCCCCACGAGGCCCUGGGCCGGCUCCGGGAGCUGUGCCGCCGGUGGCUGAGGCCGGAGGAGCGCACCAAGGAGCAGAUCCUGGAGCUGCUCGUGCUGGACCGGUUCCUGGCCAUCCUGCCCGGGGAGAUCCAGGCCUGGGUGCGGCUCCAGGAACCGGAGAGCGGAGAGGAAGCGGCGACCCUGGUGGAGGACUUGGAGCGCGAGCUGGAUGCGUCGGAGCGGCCGGUUCCCACCGGAGAGGAAAUGCUGCGGGAAGAUUCAAUAACCUCGGGAGCAGCCCAAGAGUCACUUGGUAUUCCUCACGCCGGCUCUUCCCCGCAAGCUCUUCCCGCUCCCCAGAUCCCGGCCUUUCCCCAGGAGGAGACCCCAGGAGUCCGGACAACGGUAGCUGGACUUCCCGAGGCCAGGGCUCAGGGAUUGGUGGCAUUCGAGGAUGUAGCCGUAACCUUCACCCGGGCAGAGUGGGAGCGUCUGGACGCCCCUCAGUGCGGCUUGUACUGGCAAGUGACGCUGGAAAAUUACAGGAACCUCGCCUCACUCCAAUGUCCAGUUCCCAAGCCUGAUGCCAUCUUCCCGCCGGAGGAAGGGAAAGACGCCCGCCGUCCGGACGAGCAGGAAACCGAGGACGGAGAGACCCCGAGAAACCCCGGCAGGUCCCCAGCCGGUAAGAGCGGGACCGAGAUCGAGUCAACUCCCUCAAAGCGGGACGGAGUUGGAGAAGCCGAUUUGCCUAGGGUGUUGUUGGGAAGCCUCCAGCAGAAUAUCCUCACAGCUUCUGAGGAUGGAAGGACCCGGGACGCCGAAGGUCGGUCAGGAAAGCCAGGCAGGAACCCCGCGGCCCGAAGACGGAGCAGAUUCCCCGACCGGGGCGGGGAUUUCAAGGACCUCAAAGAACUUAAGCGGAAAACCGCCGCUGAAAAGGGAUCCAGCGGCGGCGAGAAAGCCUCCGUAUGGAGGGCGUACCUCACCCGGCGGCCUGAAGUUCAUCCCGGAGAGAAGCCCCACAAAUGCAGUGAAUGCGGGAAGGCCUUCAGGUGGAGCUCGGGCCUGACCGAACAUCGGAGAAUCCACACCGGAGAGAAGCCGUACAAGUGUAACGAGUGCGGGAAAGCCUUCAGCUGUAGCUCGACCUUCAUCGGACACCAGAGGAUUCACACGGGAGAGAGGCCCUACCGGUGUAGCGAAUGCGGGAAGGCUUUCAGUCACCACUCAGCCCUCGUUCGGCAUCAGAGAAUUCACACGGGAGAGAAGCCCUUCAAGUGCGCCGAAUGCGGCAAGGUCUUCAGCCGUCACUCGACCCUCAUUCAGCAUCGGAGAAUUCAUACCGGAGAGAGGCCCUUCCAGUGCAGCGACUGCGGGAAGGCCUUCGGCCAACACUCGGCCCUCAUCGGGCAUCAGAGAAUUCACACCGGAGAGAUACCCUACAAAUGCAGCGAAUGCGGGAAAGCUUUCAGUUACCAGUCGGUUCUCAUUAGGCACCAGAUCAUCCACACCGGGGAGAGGCCGUACCGGUGUAACGACUGCGGGAAGGCGUUCAGUCACCACUCGGCCCUGAUCACCCAUCAGAGGAUUCAUACCGGAGAGAAGCCCUACAAAUGCAGCGAGUGCGGCAGGGCGUUCGGUCAGCACUCGGUCCUCAUUAAUCACCGGCGAAUCCAUACCGGAGAGAAACCGUACCGGUGCAACGAGUGCGGGAAGGCCUACCGUCAGCACUCGGCCCUCAUUGGCCAUCAGAGGAUCCACACGGGCGAGAAACCCUACAAAUGUAACGAGUGCGGGAAGGCCUUUAGCCUCCUCUCGCCGCUCAUCGGGCAUCAGAGGAUUCACACCGGAGAGAAGCCUUACAAAUGUAACGAGUGCGGGAAAGCCUUCAGUCAGCACUCGCACCUAAAUAAUCAUCAGAGAACUCAUACAGAGAGACCGCACAAGUGUAAGGAAAUCCGGAGACACCCUCUCGGCGUUGGCAAGCUGUUCGUCGGCAGGAAACGCGUUCUGGAGAAACACUAGGCACGGGUUGGACGGGAAAGCGCCUCCGGGAAUUACUGGUUAGAGAUCGGAAUUCCGAAAGGGAUGUUAACCGUAUAAAUGUAGUCAAUGGAGAAGAGUCUUCAUUCGGGGCCGAGUCCCUGUCCGAUCUCAUACUGGGGACGGACUCUGUAAAGCUCAGGGUUUCAAGCCUAUUUCUCUGAGGUAAAACACUGUAUUUAAACCCAAUAUCUAAAAAUCACUAGGGCUUCAAUGUAGAAGAGUCUUCAUUCGGGGCCGAGU
Tachyglossus aculeatus (Australian echidna) is the source of this 2453-nucleotide messenger RNA. Its product is annotated as zinc finger protein 485-like. The record is from RefSeq and is a predicted model, not a curated record. Gene Ontology annotation, molecular function: DNA-binding transcription repressor activity, RNA polymerase II-specific; RNA polymerase II cis-regulatory region sequence-specific DNA binding. Gene Ontology annotation, biological process: cellular developmental process; regulation of transcription by RNA polymerase II. NCBI's taxonomy places the organism in Eukaryota, Metazoa, Chordata, Mammalia, Monotremata, Tachyglossidae.